Panicum hallii is the source of this 1858-nucleotide messenger RNA. RefSeq lists its product as uncharacterized. The transcript is spliced from 2 exons. Bases 510 to 1757 code for a protein of 415 amino acids. The record is from RefSeq and is a predicted model, not a curated record. NCBI's taxonomy places the organism in Eukaryota, Viridiplantae, Streptophyta, Magnoliopsida, Poales, Poaceae.
AUGAUCAGUGAGCAAGGGUCGGGUUGUCGCAGCCUCUGUGGCGCCCUACAUCUGCGCCCGGGUGUAGUGAAAAAUGAGCAAGGGUCUUCGCAUUUCUCUCGACAGGUGCGAAGGGUAAGUGUUAGAUAUAUAUGUAUAGCCGGCUGUACAUUGCCUUAUAUAGGUGAUUGAUAACAUUCCAGUCUAGGAGAUUGUAUCCUUGUACACUAAGCCCCUUGGCUUUAUAUAUGAAAGGUCACACCCCCCCCCCAUUGGGUGUGGUGUGUUUUCCCAUUCUAUCUCUCUACAUGGUAUCAGGAGACCAGUUAGAAAUUCCUAAUCACCUUCCUUUUCCGCUGCCUUCAACCUCUUCAUUCUGAUCUGCGCCGUGCGUUCCCCGCACAGGCGUCCACCCACCGGCGCCGCCAUCCCUCUGGCCGCACCUCACUCGCCGUGCGUUCCCCGCACAGGCGUCCACCCACCGGCGCCACCAUCCCCCUGGCCGCGCAUUCCUUCCCUCCCGCACCAUCAUGUCGACGGAUUCAACCCAGCCCUCGACAACCUCUCCUCCCAUCGGCGCGUCCUCCCCUGCUUCUGGCGGCGCGACUGGCGGCGCCAUCUUCAUCAACCCCUACGCCACCAUCUCCGUCAAAGCCCACGUGCCGAUCACCCUUGAGUUGAAGAACCCCAACUUCACCAGGUGGUCCGCCUAUUUCCGCGACAUGUGCGGGAAAUUUGGUCUUCUGCGGCACCUCGACGGCCCCUUCCCCGUUGCCGGUCAGGCCGUCGAUCCCGCGUGGGCUGAGGUGGAUUGCUGCGUCCGUAGCUGGAUCUACGGAUCCGUCGCGGAGGACGUCCUCGACAUGACCAUGGACGGCACCACCCAGACGGCCCGCGCGCUGUGGACCGCCAUCGUCGCUCUGUUCCAGGCGAACAAGGCACCACGGGCCAUCUUCCUGAGUCACGAAUUCCAUUCGUUGACUCAGGGGGACUCCACAAUCAACGACUACUGCCACCGCGUGAAGACCGCCGCCGACAAGCUGCGCGACGUCGACCAGCCCGUCUCCGAGUCGACCCUUGUCUUCAAUCUGCUCCGCGGAUUGAACAAGGAAUUCUCCAACACCGUCGACAACAUCGCCGCCAACAACCUCUCCUUCUCCUACACUCGCGACUUGCUCCUCCUCAAGGAACUGCGCCUCGCGAACGAGAUCAAGGUUGCGGUGGCCACGGCCCUGGUCGCUGGCUCUGCUCCCUCCUGUGGCGCCUCCGGCUGCCGCUCCUCCUCCUCGAGUGGCGGACAGCAGCAGCCACAGCGCCCACGGAACAACAGGAAGGGCGGCAAGAAAUCCGGCGGCGGCUACGGCGGUGGCAGCGGCUCCGGCGGCAACAACCACUACGGCGGCGGCGGCGGCCAGCAGCAGCACGGCCCCACACCUCCGCCCGCGCCUUGGAUUUGCAUGUCCCCGGGCGGGCAGUUCUGGAACAUCUCCCCCGGCGGUAACACUGGCGGCGGGCACCCCUGGCGCUCCCAGCAAGGCAUCCUGGGCUCAGCUCCUCCGCAGCAGGCCCACACCGCCUUCGCCCCGCUGCACGUCUCGCCUCCGCCACAGCACAACCCGUCGCCAACUCCCUCUUGGGAUCAGGCCGGGCUGAUCGCCGCCCUCCAGCAGAUGUCGAUGCAAGGCGGCUCUCCAUGGGUGGUGGACUCCGGAGCUUCCUCCCACAUGUCUUCAUCGGAUGGACCUUUCGACGGGGCGCGUGAUGCUUCGCUGCAAUAGCACUGGAGAUCUCUACACCUUGCCACAGUCCAACACCAGCCCGUCUGCACUUCUGGCUGCCUCUUCCUCCCUGUGGCACCAACGUCUUGGACAUCCAGCAC